Molecule: messenger RNA, 2007 nt
Organism: Candida dubliniensis CD36
Lineage: Eukaryota; Fungi; Ascomycota; Pichiomycetes; Serinales; Debaryomycetaceae
Gene: SEF2
Product: Sef2p
Exons: 1
Coding region: 1-2007 (668 amino acids)
Biological process (GO): regulation of DNA-templated transcription
Cellular component (GO): nucleus
Molecular function (GO): zinc ion binding; transcription cis-regulatory region binding; DNA-binding transcription factor activity, RNA polymerase II-specific
Source: RefSeq, a predicted model, not a curated record
AUGAUCAUGGCCACUAUACCAGUUAAAAAUCGUUUGAAAUUAAUAAUACCACAACCACCAAAAGGUGGCAGAAUACUAAAGACAUGUACCAGAUGUCGUCGCCAUAAAACCAAAUGUGAUGCACAAGUUACCAACCCUUAUCCAUGUUCACAUUGUUUCAAGAGGAAUUUAGAUUGUACAUUGGAAACAAUAUCGAAAACUGGAGGUAAAAUUACUUCAUUAGAUGUUAUAGAGAAAUUAUCUAUCCAAGUAACUGAUUUAAAAGAAGUGUUGGAUAAUAUUAUUAAUAGAAGAAACCAAAUGGUUGAAUUAUUGAUACAAAGAGGUAAACAGUUAGAAAGCUUUGAGGAUAUAGAUUCAACUACUACAUUAAUACAAGAACCAGAACCAUCAAAGAUAGAAAGCCCUAAAGUAUAUACACCUCCAGUUGCUGAAAUACAAUCAUGUAUAUCUACACCUACCCUUUCCCCAGAAGUUUUCCCUUGUAAAACGGAUUUUGAAAGCCCAGCCAGUAGUUCAAAAUUUAUUAUAUCAUGUAACAAACAAUUCAAAGCAAUUACCCUCACACAUAAACAAGCACUAAAACAUUUCACCAAUUAUGAAAAUAAUUUUAAUCAUUAUCUACCUAUUUUCCCUCAUGAAUUCUUCACAAGUUUAGAUUUGGUUGCAUUUCAUAAAGAAAAUGAAUUAUUAUUCUGGUGUAUUAUGUUGACUUCACUUUUAAACCAAAAAGAACUGUAUCAUGAAUAUCAAUGUUUAGCAGAACAUAUUAAAUAUCUUGUUGUCAAAAAAUGUUGGCUAAAUACUCCAAGAUCAGUAUAUGUGAUUUCAUCAUUAUUGAUUUUGACAACCUGGCCAUUACCAAAUUACAAAAAUAACAUCGAAGAUAAUAUAUCUGUUAAAUUUAUAUCGACAAUGAAAUCAUUAUCAUAUCAAUUUGGGUUACACAAAUUAGAAUUUAUUAAUGAGUUUAGUCAUAAAACAAAAAUGAAUUUAUCUCAAGAAAUCAAUUCUAAUAAUUUAAUAAGAGAAAGAAUUUAUAAAUUUGUUAAUAUUGUUUCAAAUUAUUGGUUAAUUAAUUUAGGUAUUUCUAAUAAUAAUUAUAAUGGGUUUACUCAAGAUUAUAUCAUUAAUAAGGCAUCCAACAUUGAUAUUUAUAAAAUGGACCAAUUUGAUGAACCUGAUCAAUAUAUUAAUUGUAUGUUGAAAAUUUCCAUGAUUCAAUCCAAAUUAAAUGAAAAUAUGAAUAAUUUAAUUGGUGAUUCAAAUGAAUCAAUUUUACUUUUACCUAAUCAAGCUAAUACUUCCAAAUUAAUUAAUUUUAAUAUGUUUGAAAUUAUUAUAAAUGAUUUAAAUAAAUUAAAAUUAGAAAAUAUUGAUUCUAUUCAUAAAGAUUUAAUUGAUAUUUCUAUUUAUUAUUCUAAAUUACAACUUUUCAUUUAUUCAAUGUCACAUUCAGAAAUUUCAUUUACCGAGUAUCAAAUUUAUUUAAGUAAAUUAUUAAAAGUUUGUUUCCAAAUUAUUGAAUUAAUUAAUUCAAUUCCUAAUUUUAAUUUACAACAAAUGCCAAUAUUUUAUAAAUUCCCCAUAGAAUUAACUAUUUUAACAUUAUUAAGAAUUUUUAAAUCUCCAAUGUUAAAUACUAUUGAAGAUUAUAAAAUUAUUAAAUAUAAUGGUUUUGAUAAAUUAUUUAAACUUUUAUUUAAUGAUGAUAAUUGGAAAUUUAUCAAUAUUAAAAUUUGGAAAAUUAUUGAAAAAUUUAAUCAAUUGGAUAAUGUGUUUAUAUUGGAAAAUCAAGGUGAUUCAUUUUUCUUAAUUGAUAAAAUGAAAAAUUAUCUUGUUGGUAGUUUAAAUUAUGAAUUAAUAUGGUUAAUUUAUAAGAAUCAAAAAAAUCCUACUCAAACUCUGCACCAAGGCAAAGACAUCAAUUUAUCAUUUUAUAAUCCCCAUGUGAUUGAUUAUUUGAAAUCUAAUGAAUCUAUCUAUAUUCUGAAAAUAGCUAUAUAG